Messenger RNA from Cylicocyclus nassatus, 1703 nucleotides. The record is from the annotation of a GenBank genome assembly. Lineage: Eukaryota; Metazoa; Nematoda; Chromadorea; Rhabditida; Strongylidae.
CUCUACAAGAUCUUUCUUAUCGCAGGCAGUUCUUCCGAUACAUUAGCUGGAGCUGUACUUUCUCCUAAUCAAAUUUCCUGCUUACUAAGUACACUACAGUUUUACGAUGAACAUUCUUCCACUACUGCUAACAACUAUAUCCAGUGUAUUGUGCUACAAAAUGGCUCUUUUCGUUCCUGGCAUGGCAAACAGUCAGAUCUUAUACAACGCACGAGUGGCAGAAACCUUGGCAAAAGCGGGACAUGACGUUACCAUGAUCAUGAUCAAUUCUGUGGAAGGAUUCGAAAACAAUGUGAAGGUUAUGAAAGAAGUCAAAAUUCAUCCAGUUAACGCCUCUUUUGGAUUGAGCAAGAAAGACAUGGAGGAAAGGCAAAGCAAGCUGAUUUUUGAGGACAUACCUGUGUGGGAUUCCCGAUUGAUGGCAAACUUCGAUGAGUUUGCUCGAUUGUUGACCGAUUCUUGUCAAAAGAUGUUGGAAAACACUGAGUUUAUCGAGUGGCUCGCUGCUGAGAAAUUCGAUCUGGUCUUUGCCCACAUGUAUGAUGUGUGCCCAAUAGGGCUUGUUCACCAUGUGAAAAUACCUUCAUGGAUUUGGCUCAACAGUGGUGCCUUGGUUGACUUUGUGGCGCACACCGUAGGAGUGCCUUCGGUCCCCAGCUAUGUUCCGCCGCUGAUGCAAGAAAGCUCCGAUCAUAUGAGUUUUCUCGAGAGAGGCAAGAGCUUAAUGGGGCACAUUUUAAUGCCAUUUUUCUGGAAAAGGAUGCUCGCAAAUAGAGAAACAGCAAUUUUCCGCAAAAUCGUUGGUCCUGAUUUUCCGGAUAUCGUCGAUCUUGCUAAGGACUGUCCCCUGGUUAUGGUAAAUUCGAAUGAAAUUUACGACCUACCGCGACCAACGUUGGCCAAAGUUGUGAAUAUUGGUGGUUUGGGAAUGGAAUCAAAGGAUGCAAAGCCACUCAAGCCAGAAUUUCAAAAGAUUGUCGAUGAUGCGGAAGGCGUGGUGGUAUUUUCAUUCGGUUCUAUAGCUCCUGCUCAUAGAAUGCCGAUGAGUUGGAAACUAGCCUUUAUCGAUGCAUUCAAACAAUUUCCGAAGCACCACAUAAUCUGGAGAUACGAAGGAACCGACUUGCAAGCCUUGAUACCGCCAAACGUGCAUCUGUUCAAAUGGCUCCCACAAGCCGAUCUAUUGCAACAUCCAAAAACUAAAGCAUUCUUGUCACAUGGAGGAUAUAACAGCGUACAGGAGGCCAUCUCCGCUGGCGUUCCCAUGAUCACUAUAGCCCUGUUUGGAGAUCAGCCAAAGAAUGCAAAAUUAGCGGAGAGGCAACAGUUUUCUAUAAACAUUCAUAAAAGUAAGGUCAACUCAGAUGUGAUAGCUGAAGCUCUGCACAGGAUCUUUAGGGACGAAAGUUACUCGCAGAAAGUCAAGCGAAUAUCAGAAAUGGUGAAGAAGAAGCCAGUCAGCCCUUCGCACUUAUUAGUUUCUUGGUCGGAGUUCACUGCCGAGUUCAAGACUUUAAAUAAUCUCGUACCCGCUGGGAACAAACUGAAUUUCUUGCAGUACCAUUCAUUAGAUGUUAUUGCAUUUCUUUUACUUAUCACUUUCUCAAUUGUAUUUAUCAUAUACUCAAUGGGAAAGUUUCUUCUAAGUAAGCUUUUGUCUAUGGUGAUCGGACGCAGGAAGGAAAAGAAAGCAUAAUGAUUCA